Molecule: messenger RNA, 1137 nt
Organism: Micromonas commoda
Lineage: Eukaryota; Viridiplantae; Chlorophyta; Mamiellophyceae; Mamiellales; Mamiellaceae
Exons: 1
Coding region: 1-1137 (378 amino acids)
Cellular component (GO): nucleus
Source: RefSeq, a predicted model, not a curated record
AUGAAUGACUUUUACCGGACGGAGCGCUCGUCGUCGCUCACUCGCUCACUCGGCGGCGCGCACGUGAGCAUGCUGGGGCUCGAGGACUACGGCUCCGGUAGCGAUGACGACUCCGGCGCCGAGGACGGCGGCGGGCGCGUGACGCUCGUCCGGCACUCGCCGUCCCCUCCCCCCGAACCCGCGCCCGAGCCGGCGCCGCUGGAUCUCACCUCCAGGCUGCCCGCGCCGAGGGUCACCACCGGAUCGCUGUUCGCGUCGGUGCCCAAGCCGGGGAAGACGAAGGGCGCCGCCGCCGAGGACAACGGUGGGCGGCGACGCGUGGUGACGCUCAAACCCGCGCCGGCCGCGGCGGCGGCGCUGGGUCCCGACUCGGACGACGACGACGACGAUCGCGCGGCGAAGCGGCGCAGGACCGCCCCGACCGGGGGCGCGGGGCUCAGGGCGACGCUGCCAAAGCCCAAGAACGCGUUGGGCGCGGGGGGACCCGCGGGCGGGCUCGAGCUCGGCGCCCCGGGUCUAGGCGCCGGCGGAGGCGGCGCACAGCUGGACCUCGGCGCAGCCGGCGACACAGCUGGACAUCGCGGCCACGCCGGGCCCGAACCUUCGAACCUCGCGCCUCACCCGUCGACGCUCUACGCCGUCGACGAAUCCGGAGCGUACGCGUACGACGCCGACGCCCAGGCGCGGUACCACGCGGAGUACGCGCGGUACUACGGGCACCACCCGCACCAAGGGGGGCCAUCCGGCGGCGAGUUAUCGGGCGGCGGCGUCGGUCUCGAGGAAGCCGGUCGGGACACGGCGGCCGGCGCGGGGGGGCCCGGUUCGUUCGACGUGGACGCGGUGAUGCGGCGCGCGGGGGUGGACGGAUCGACUGUGCGGGGGAUCAGCGCGGCGGAGCUGAGGGCGUCGGGCGGGGAUAGGAUCCGGGAGAGCGCCACCACGGGGCUGGCGUUUGACGACGAGUAUCGCGACAAGCUGACGCGAGAGGCUGGUCACGCGCCGUCGCUGGUGCACAAGAGCAAGAACCAGAUCGGAUCGUUGCUGUACAACGCGAAGCAGGCGGAGCUCAAGAUCAUGGAGGGUAGGCUGCAGGGGGUGAGCCACAAGGCGCAGGCUCGGCAAAAGUACGGAUGGUGA